Colletotrichum higginsianum IMI 349063 is the source of this 840-nucleotide messenger RNA. Its product is annotated as TPR domain-containing protein. NCBI's taxonomy places the organism in Eukaryota, Fungi, Ascomycota, Sordariomycetes, Glomerellales, Glomerellaceae. The coding region runs from base 1 to 840 and encodes 279 amino acids. The record is from RefSeq and is a predicted model, not a curated record. The transcript is spliced from 2 exons.
AUGGCUUACUACGCACUGGAGCAGUUCAGCCUCUGCGCCGAGAGGCUGCAGCAAGCCCUUGCCUUGAAUCCUGGCAACAAGGACACGGAGAAGGACCUUGAGCGAACGACUCGCAAAUACAUGCAGGGCAAGCUGUUCUAUGAUCAGCAGCAGCAGGAGGAGACGAGCUACACCACCUGCGGCAUCUGGGCCACAGCGUCUUUCGUCAAUUGUUCCUGUCUCCGAAACCGUCACCGCUCUUGUAUUGGCGACAUGUUGAUUGUGCGAGCCGGCAGAGACCUCGGUGCCAUCCUGAAGCAGACAUUCCAAAAACGCCAGGACCUUAUCCAGGAGGUUUAUCCCGCUGUGGCCACUUCCGUAACCAAGGCCCAUGAGACCACCAUUCUCAAGAUGCUCUCAAAACUGGAGGACACCUACGCUAACGGCAAUGUCACGCAGGUUUUGACGGUCUCGGAAAUUUACCAAGCGCUGAGCAAGAGACACGUGGUUAAGGGCAAAGCCAUGAAUAGUCUUGAGUUGGCGAUUAAGGGUCUCGUCGAGGCGCUCGACUUCGACAUUUUUGCGUCUCCUCCCAACAAGUCAUCCGGGAUACCGGUGCUGGAGAUCAAGAAAUGGGAUCAUGUGAACGAGUCCCGUCUCAUAGUCUUCCUCGCGAUGUAUGCCGAUUACUUGAAGGUCGCGCCCAGGUUGUGCGAGGCAGUAAGGGGUUGUACCGAGACCUCGUACCUCAUGCUUUGCGGGGAGAAGGAAACAUUCGGCCAGUUAGAGUACUUGAAGCAGGCAGCAAGUCUGAGAAGGAGCCACGAAAGGAGAGGGGGAGAGAGGUUGCCUGAUCUCUAG